GAGACGGAACAUAAGAAGUUUAUGACACCAGUGGGUCAUUGGCGGGGAACUGGACUCUUCCUUUCCGUAAGGAAUGGGAAGGGCAUGACCGGGGGCGGAGCGCUCGCUUUCCAAGCAACCCCCGGUUGCCAAGGUGACGACUAGGCGUCCUGCUCUCCCUUACGCCUGAGGCCUACAAGUGAGAGGACCAAUUCGGAGUUGCGCUCUUUCCCUUCUCCGGGGCUGGGUUGAGUGCUUGUGGGUGCGACAGCCUGCUCAAGAAGUAACCAGAGCCUCUCAGAAGACACGUGUCGACCCAUCUUGCAGUUCAAAAUGAGUAUAUUCCCUGCUGUGCCCAUGCGAAGCCCCAAAGCACAUCCAAGUAAGGAAGAGAUGAAGUGCCCUUCACCAGAACUUGCAAGAAUUCAUUUGAUCAAAGGCAAAGAUGCCAUAGAUCAUUAUUUGGCCACGCAUAUCAAAGGAUUGUCAAAACAAGAGGCUGUUGCUUACCGGAAUUCAUACAAGAAGAACAUCUGCAUAGACAUGCUGCGACAGGGUUAUCACAAGUCUUUCGCCGAGCUCUUUACUCUGAUAGAGAAGUGGAAUGCCUUGAGGGAGGCUUCAGGGCCUGGGUCAGCCAUAUGGCUGGAGAAGUCCCUAGAGGAGCAGCCUGAUAAGCUGGAUCAGCUUCACUACUUCCUGACCAGGGCUGAGGCAGCCCAGCGAUCAGAAUACUAUGAAGAGGUGUAUUCUAACCAGCUAAAUUUGGCCUAUUGCUUCAAUAAACCAGAAGACAAAUGGUUAAGGAAUUACUUCUAUGAACAAUGCUACAAAACUGCUCAACUGAUUAAAAUUGAUGGUGGGAGGAGAGAAGCUGAAGCACAUUCAAAUAUGGGCUUUGUUUAUGAGGAGCAAGGUCAAUUCUUGAAAGCCGCAGAACAUUAUGAAGCAUUCUAUCAAUUGACAGUGGGACGGGUAUGGAAAGACAAUACGGGCCGGACUCUCACUUCAGUAGCCUGUGAGCAUCUCUGGAGAAUUUACACAUUACUAGCAGACAAAAUGUUAGGAAAUAAAGAACACCAACAGGCCAUCAGAACUCUAAUAAAAGCACUUGAAAUGGCAAAAGAAGCAGAGAACAAAAAGAUGGAAGGAGAAGCUGCCUACUGUUUGGGUCUAGCAUAUCAUGCAGUUGGAGAAGAAAAGACGGCAAUUGCAAAGCUAAACACUUACCUGGAAAUAUCCAAAAUACUGGGAGAUUACGGUGGUCUAGGGAGAGCAUAUCAAGCUAUAGCUCAGGUCCUGGUAAGCCAGGGAGAAAUGGCUGAAGCUAUUAUGUACUUGGAAAAGUUUAUGAAUAUUGCCAAGAGAGUUCAACUCAGCCAAAGUCUAGUGGAUGCAUGUACAUUCCUUGGAAAUAUUUACAAUCAAAGAGGGAACUACUCUAAGGCCUGUGAGUAUUUUGAUCAGGCAUUUGAUGCAGCAAAUGCUCUUUCUGAUUUGGCCCUAGUGAAUGAAACAAAGGUAUAUUGUGGCAUCGGAAAAGCUCAUAAUAUGAUGCUAAAAGUUAACAGCCAUACAGAAGCUGCAGAUUGUGGCAGCAUCGAGUAUCUGCUGGCCUGGAAGGAGAACAGAACUGACAUGUGCACUGACCUUUUUACAGUUGAUGCCAAGAAAGAAGGAAACAAUGAUGAAAUACUUGGAUCCACACCUGUUUCUGAUACUGUCUGAGCCAUGGGAGCGUUUCUGGAGCUGGUAAAUGAUUUUGAGAAUAUGCUUAAUAGGAGAAACACAAUGAAAGUUUGCCUGUCAUUUUGGAAUGUUAAUAGAGGAGCACAUGUCAAGGCUAAUCAAAUGAAAUCCAACAUUUUUUAUGACUGCUCUUAAAAGCUAUAGUUGUGUUAUCCUUUGCCUUGUCUUAGAACGUAUUUGGCUAGAUACUGUGAAGAACAUU
This is a messenger RNA of Rhineura floridana, 1930 nucleotides long. It is a transcript of the gene TTC29, whose product is annotated as tetratricopeptide repeat domain 29. Gene Ontology annotation, molecular function: protein binding. The transcript has 12 exons. The record is from RefSeq and is a predicted model, not a curated record. The coding region runs from base 313 to 1707 and encodes 464 amino acids. Lineage: Eukaryota; Metazoa; Chordata; Lepidosauria; Squamata; Rhineuridae.